Molecule: messenger RNA, 903 nt
Organism: Brassica oleracea var. oleracea
Lineage: Eukaryota; Viridiplantae; Streptophyta; Magnoliopsida; Brassicales; Brassicaceae
Product: golgin subfamily A member 6-like protein 1
Source: RefSeq, a predicted model, not a curated record
AUGGAGAAAAUAACUAAGUGGGACUUAGGAUCAUUCAGAACGUACUACUCCGUUGAACCUAGUGAGAAGUUUCACGAAGACGAGUAUCUAGACGGUAGCCUCGUUCCUCGUCUUGAAACCGAGUUAUGGAAGGCUCAAUCUAGAAUCAAAGAGCUUGAGACAGAAAAGUUUGGAUCCACAGAAAAUAUUAGAUCUUUCAUCAGAGACCAAAGAAUAAUCCGGGAAGAAAACAGACCACUUGUUGAUUACUUGAAAAAGAAGUUAAGCAAAGAGAGGGAGGAAAUGAAAAGAGCUAAUAUCGAGAUCUAUCUUAUUAAAACAGACAUUCGCGGGUCGAAGAAGAUGUGGGAUAUGGAAUCAUAAGUGAAUCGGCUGAGGAGAGAAAGAGACACACUGGAGAAGGUGUGCGAAGAACUGGUGACGAGGAUCGAUGAUUUGAAGGCAGAAACAAGAAGAAAAUGGGAUGAGACGGAGGAGGAGAUGCAGAUGUUGCAAAUGGCUGAAUUGUGGAGGGAGGAAAGUGUUAGGGUUAAGUUGAUGGAUUCAAAACUUUCCUUGGAAGAAAAGUAUGAAGAGAUGAAUUAGUUUGUUGAUGAGUUAGAGAAGUGUUUGAUGAUGGCAAGAAAAGUGGGACCUGAGGAGAUGAAGUUGAAAAGAGUUGAAGGUUUGAUUAAGAUGGCAAGAUCUUUGGAAGAUGCAGCCAACAAUUUUGAGUUUGUGGCUCUUAAGGAUAACUAAUGUUCUAAAAGUAAUAUAGAUGGCUCUAAUUAUAUUCUUGAAUUUACCGGUUAGUAAAAUAUGUUGUUUGAAGCAUCUAAGCUUAGGUUAAUGCCUACUUAUGCAAAGAUCAUCCUCUCAAAAAUAUCGUUUGAAGAAUUUUCAGAGUUAUUUUUUAACGAUGUG